ACGGAAUGCGUCACACCCGGAAGAGGAGAGCCGGAAGUGGGGUUGGACAGGUUAUCCCCAGGGGUGGGGAAGCAGAGGCCCAAGAGGAAGGGGGAAAAAGAAGGUGGAGGAUCCUGGCUACUACUCUGAAUCCGAUACCGAUUCUUUUAGACCCCAGAAACACAGAAAAAGGAAAGGGUGUCCCUUCCUCUCCUCAGCCUUAGCCAUGGCCGAGGCAGGGGCAGGGCUGAGUGAGACCAUCACUGAGACAACGGUUACCGUGACAACCGAGCCCGAGAACCGGAGCCUAACCAUCAAACUUCGGAAACGGAAGCCAGAGAAAAAGGUGGAAUGGACAAGUGACACUGUGGACAAUGAACACAUGGGGCGCCGCUCAUCAAAAUGCUGCUGUAUUUAUGAGAAACCUCGGGCCUUUGGCGAGAGCUCCACGGAGAGUGAUGAGGAGGAAGAGGAGGGCUGUGGUCAUACACACUGUGUACGGGGCCACCGCAAAGGACGGCGUCAUGCAACCCCGGGACCGAGCCCCACCACCCCUCCCCAACCUCCUGACCCCUCCCAGCCCCCUCCAGGGCCAAUGCAGCACUAAAUUCCUCUCUCCCCCACCAUUCCUGUGUCUGUUUGGCCCUGAAUGUAUUCAUGUGGCUACCUGGGGUCUAAACUCAUGGUUUGAUCCCUUCUCCAGCCCCCUCCUCCCCUCUCCUCUGCCUGAUAGAGGGAAGUGGGAGUGGUGAGUGGACAGAGAACCUGGAAUUCUGACUUGCUGCUAUUCCAGAACCCAGGCUUCUGGGUUCCCUUAGCCCUCGUUUCUCCUUCCAUUACCCAUCCUCCUCUCUCCAGGGAUCCAGGCAUCUUGGUCCCAGUUUCUUCCCUUUGUUCUCACUGCCAAACUGCCUGUCCUGGGAUCCAGUUAUCUUGGCCCCCUGCACUCUCUCCCUGAGUCCCAAACACUUAAAGUGGGUUUCCAACAGCCCCAGCUUUCACUGCCAGAGUCCCAGUCAGAUUCCAGGCAAUCUUGCCCCAGCUAUGCUUGUUAAUCCUGGCUUAGAGCUCUUCAACUAUGUAUUUAUAUAGUCCUAACUCUUAGUCCUUGCCUGUGGGAUAUGAGGUCUGAUGGGAGACCUCAGGGCUCCCAGCCCUUCCCCUCCUCCUCACUCCUCUCAUGCCCUCAAGAGGAGUUAGGAGAAAGGUCUUUGUCAUCCUCACCUUUAAGGGAAAAAGAAAUAGUCAUGUCCUCUCUCGUCACCCUUCUCAUGUGAUCUAGGAUUUCUGACAGCUGGCUCACUUAGAGCCAACUGUCUCCUCAGCUUUUGGUCUUCCAGCUUCAGAGACAGUUAAAACAGUGCCAGGGGCCUGGGUCCCUGGGAGAGGAAGGAAAAGGGAGGGAGCAAAGAGCUGGGGGUAUGUCCCCUACACCACACUCUUACCCCUUCCUUCCUAGGCUUUGAUGUCUCUGCCAGUCCAGAUGGCCAGCUCUCUCGGCCCUCCCCACCCCUUACUGAGAUCUGGAUAUUGUCUUCCAGGCCUCUUGCCAUGCAUCUCUAGUUGCAGAGAUCAGUCAAAUCCAUACCACCGUGGAGAUCUCAUUUAUUGCCACAGAUGCACAAAAUAAAUAAUGCAACAUCACAAAACGUGUUAAA
Ceratotherium simum simum (southern white rhinoceros) is the source of this 1637-nucleotide messenger RNA. RefSeq names its product protein phosphatase 1 regulatory inhibitor subunit 11 (gene PPP1R11). NCBI's taxonomy places the organism in Eukaryota, Metazoa, Chordata, Mammalia, Perissodactyla, Rhinocerotidae. The record is from RefSeq and is a predicted model, not a curated record. Gene Ontology annotation, molecular function: protein serine/threonine phosphatase inhibitor activity; protein phosphatase 1 binding. Gene Ontology annotation, cellular component: nucleus.